This is a messenger RNA of Aplosporella prunicola CBS 121167, 3546 nucleotides long. RefSeq lists its product as uncharacterized. The transcript is spliced from 9 exons. The coding region runs from base 246 to 3197 and encodes 983 amino acids. Gene Ontology annotation, molecular function: DNA binding; zinc ion binding; DNA-binding transcription factor activity, RNA polymerase II-specific. The record is from RefSeq and is a predicted model, not a curated record. Gene Ontology annotation, biological process: DNA-templated transcription; regulation of DNA-templated transcription. NCBI's taxonomy places the organism in Eukaryota, Fungi, Ascomycota, Dothideomycetes, Botryosphaeriales, Aplosporellaceae.
CGCCGGUUUCACAUCCCCAGAAGGGAAGAAGCAAGAAGAGAGAAAAAGGGACUACUGGCCGUUGCGACCACUACUGUCCCGCCGUAGGUUGUCGCGCUCGACGAGAUCCGGGCGCGCGUCCCUAGGGUACCGUACCGCCUCGACCAGCGCCCGUCCAAGCUGCCCUCUCUCUCUCUCACACGCUGCAACACCAUUCCUCCCCACUACCUGACGCAUUCCGCACCGCGCACCGCGCACCGCCGGCCAUGGCCCAAGAGACGAGCUUCAUGGGCAUGUCCGCGCCUGCGCCGCCGCCCGCCAUCCAGCCCACGCCCUCGGCCGCCCCCCAGAACCAGUCGCCGGGCCAUCCAAGCUUUCGCAGGCAGCGCGCAUCGCGAGCCUGUGAGACGUGCCAUGCGCGAAAGGUUCGUUGCGAUGCUGCCAGCCUGGGUGUGCCCUGCACCAACUGCACCGCCUUCGCCAUCGAGUGUCGCAUCCCCACGCCCAAGCGGAAGAAGACGACCACAAAGGCCAAAGACACGGACAGUGACCGCAGCGACGCCCUGCAGGAUGGUGACCGGCGCUCCUCGACCAACAUUGUCACCACGAACCACUCGCCGGCCGCGGUGCUGCAGAACCCCAACCCCACGGCGUUGAACUUGGGCCCGGAUGAAAAGACGACGGUAACGAAUUCUCCCGACGGCAUCCCCUCGACGGCCUUGCCGCCCGCCUACAAUGCGCAACAGUCGGCUCACAACGGGUCCUAUCUACAGUUUAUGAAGCCAAAGUUCGCAAGGGCCCCCAUCAAGGAAGCCGGUCGGGUCGCAUACCUCGGAGAAUCCUCCAAUUUGUCCCUCCUCGUGCAUGAUCGAUACGGGACGACGGACGUGGUGCAUUAUCCUCUGCCGGAAAACGUCCGUGGCGCAAAGGCGCGCGUCAACGAGCUUGAUGACAUUGAAAUCAACAUCCUCCACACCAGAGGCGCUUUCCUGCUGCCGCCUCGCGCUCUGUGCGACGAGCUGGUAGAUGCCUUCUUCAGAUGGGUCGCACCGGUGGUGCCGGUCAUCAACCGCAGCCGCUUCAUGCGGCAAUACCGAGAUCCCAAGAACCCGCCCUCUCUUCUCCUGCUGCAAGCCAUACUCCUCGCCGGUUCCCGCGUAUGCACCAACCCGCAGCUCAUGGAUUCAAGCGGUUCCACGACGCCAGCGGCCAUGACUUUCUACAAGCGAGCCAAAGCGCUGUUUGAUGCAAACUACGAGGACGAUCGAGUGACCAUUGUCCAGGCGGUUAUUCUGAUGGGCUGGUAUUGGGAAGGCCCGGAAGAUGUCACGAAAAAUGUUUUCUACUGGAGCAGGGUCGCCAUUGUAGUGGCCCAAGGCUCCGGAAUGCACCGGAGCGUGGAGGGUUCUCAGCUCACCAGAUCCGACAAGCGAUUGUGGAAGCGCAUCUGGUGGACGCUUUUCUCCCGAGAUCGGUCAGUCGCGGUAGCUCUCGGACGGCCCGUAGCGAUCAACCCCGAGGACUCCGACGUUGAGAUGAUUUCCGAGGACGAUUUUAUCGAAGACGAGCCAGAUCGCCCGGCCGAGUACAGGCCAGAUCCCGUGCACGUCCAGUUCUUCAUUAACUACGUCAAGCUGUGUGAAAUUAUGGGCCUGGUGCUGUCACAACAGUAUUCUGUUGCUUCCAAAUUCCGGCGGACGAAUGCUAUUGACCUGACACACAGCGAUAUGGCACUUGCAGAUUGGCUUCAACACUGCCCGAAAGAGGUCUAUUGGGAAAAGGGCCGCCACCACUUCUGGUCGGCGCUGCUGCACGCCAACUACUACACUACCCUUUGCUUGCUUCAUCGGGCACACAUGCCUCCUGCGGGUUCGCCCAAGAUGGAUCAGCUACAAGGGGCUUAUCCAUCACGUACCAUUGCCUACCAGGCGGCUGGCAUGAUCACGGCGAUCAUCGAGAGCCUGCAAGCGUACGAUGAAUUACGUUAUACGCCUGCUUUUAUUGUUUACAGCUUGUUUUCCGCACUCAUCAUGCAUGUUUAUCAGAUGCGAUCAUCGAAUAAGCAAAUUGUCUCGGCAACCGAGCAGAGGCUGACGGUAUGUAUGAACGCACUCAAGGACGUCUCAAGGGUGUGGCUCGUCGCGAAGAUGGUUCAUACUCUCUUCGAGUCAAUUCUUGGGAACAAGGUUCUCGAGGAAAGGCUGCAAAAAGCCGCGGGCAAGCGGCAUCAGAAGCCCAAACCUCCUUCUAUGGCUCAAUCGCAGCCGCAGCAUCCUCACCCAAAGCCCAGGGACGAAGCGUUGAAGCGCAAGUUUGACGACAUGGACAUCAGCUUCGCCAGCGGGCCGCCCGCGCCGCAGGUGUCGUAUGAGCGAUCACGGCCGCAGACUCCGGCCGUCACACCUUCACGAGAUCUUCAGCCCCAGAUACCGACAAUGACUGCAGCUUCGCCCGACAUGACCCGUCAGAACCGAGACGCAUUUAUGGGGCCGUCACGCUCCGGUACGCGUCCCACGAGUCCUUUCAACCCUUCUUAUUCAUAUCCCGGGACCCCUCCGGACUUAUUUCUCGUUACUCGCGAUACUCCCAACCUGUCGCAGGACAUUUGGCAAAACUUCCAGCCUGACCAGCUGUUCCCCGCCGAUACGAAUCUUUCCUUCCCCACCAUCUCACCCACCCAGCAGCACUCGAUCGUGGACCCGCAGCUCUCGGGCCAGAUGUCCAUGCACGCGCAGAACCCGGCGCCGCCGCGCGUGUCGCAGCAGUCCCCGCAGCAGAUACUGGCCAGCCAACCGCAGCCGCUGCCGUCGAACGGCGGCGCGAUGUCGAUGCCGGCGCAGAGCAUGCACCAGGCGGACGCGAACGCGUGGGCACAGCUAGACAUGGCGAACACGCAACAACAGCAGCAGCAGCAGCAGCAGCAACACGCAAAACACCAACAACAGCAACAACACGCACAGCAAGUGGGCAACGACGAGACGUGGAGCAACAGCAGCAGGGGCCAGCCGAUCGCGCCGACGACGCUCAACGUCGAGGACUGGUACGUCUUCCUUUCCGCGCAGCACUAUGCUCCUCCUCCCUCUGCUCGGGCUCCUCCGACGGCGGCAGGCUUCUACGCGCCGCUGCCGCAGCAGCAGCAGCAGCAGCAGCCGACGUCGGGCACGGCGGCGGCGGCGGCGGCCGAGGCGCUGCAGUCGAUGGGGCUGAGCGGCAGAUAGAUGAUGAGCAUUGUUGUUGCUGUUUCUUGUUUCUUCUUUUGCACGAUAACUAUCUUCGUCUUCUUUUCUUUUUCCGUGCUUGCAUGUUUCUGUUCUUUUCCUCGACUACUGCUACUACCACUACUACUGCUACGACACGAACGAGGAGACGAUGAAAGAAGAAGAUGAUAAUGUGUUUUCGUUUAUGGUUUAUGGUUACGGUUAUACGCUAGUAGUUCACGCUUGGCUGACGAUUGGACCGGGGCGGUUUCUGGGAGGGCAGGUUCAAUUUCUUCGGCAUUCCGAACGGCGACUUGAGCGCGCUGCAGGGCUCGUUUCAUUGAUUGAGUGGGUUGGGUGGGUAGGUGUG